Molecule: messenger RNA, 876 nt
Organism: Lobosporangium transversale
Lineage: Eukaryota; Fungi; Mortierellomycota; Mortierellomycetes; Mortierellales; Mortierellaceae
Exons: 5
Coding region: 1-876 (291 amino acids)
Source: RefSeq, a predicted model, not a curated record
AUGAACAGCCAACAGCAGACAUACUUAUUGCAAACUAGAGGAAAGGAGAUCUCUCUGAAGGAUUGGGCAAUACUCAAUGAUGAUCUCAAUGUGGAGGAGCUGGAGAAUUGUUGGGUAGCCAAUGCUCUUCCAUUACUGAGAAAGUCCAGAAGUCAGCAUCAACGAGAAGCAUGCAACCGUCUUUCUGGAUAUUCAAAGGAGGCCAGGGCGAAGAUAUUUAGACAUGUGGUCAGCGAACGCCACAAGAUUGACUUUUUACGUCCCUUAGCAACAAAACAAGAGCAAGCAGUUGCUGUUUUGAACACAGAAGAAAUAUUGAGAAACAUCAGAUAUAAGGGAGCAGCAGUAGCCACCAGAAAUGAACGGCCAUUAAAGAAAGAAGCUACGCUGCCAGGUAGGAAGCACCCCCGGCCAGAUGAGGACCUCCCUCUGCAGUCCUCCCAGAGUUUUUCAAAACAGUCAAGGAGAGCAGUACCCGGAAUACUCUCCAAGAUUACUCCGCCACUUUCCGCUGCAUGCCUUCCAGCCUCUCCAUCUCCAUGUUAUGGUUCAGUUGAAAUGACUCUGCUAAAUUUUGAUGAACCCUUGAUAUUAACUGUGCCCGUGGCUGUUGACCCUGUGGUGCUCGCCUCGUCAGUGGUUCUGAAUCUUGCCAUGCCAGUGGUUCUGGAGCUUGUGGUAGUAGCUCUUGCAGCGGUGACUGUUGAAGUCGAUUUCGCACUGACGGAGCUUCUAGUAGCAGCUUUAAAAAAUGUUGCAAUGAUUGGACUUCCCUUGGCUGUGUUAGAUGAAGGCUUGGAUUCCGAUGUAACUGCAUCAUUAAUUGUUGCAAUAUUUGUUCCUCGGACAUCUGGUGACCAUUUGGCUGCUGCUUAA